This is a messenger RNA of Symbiodinium sp. CCMP2456, 3471 nucleotides long. Lineage: Eukaryota; Dinophyceae; Suessiales; Symbiodiniaceae. The record is from the annotation of a GenBank genome assembly.
AUGGCAACCCUGCCGGUGCUGAAGACAGUUGUCGGUCCAGACGGAGGUAUCUCCACGCAGGCCGAAGAGCCAACAUCACUUAUGGUGUCUACCGGCGUGGCCAUGGCUGGGGGGGCUGCUGCUGGUGGUGGCCUGGCCUUUCUCCUUUGUACUUCCAAGUGCCCGGGAGGUGUCAAAGGUGCACUCUCCGGCAUGAUCGGAGCCAUGAAUCCUUUCAGCAUGCUCAUGAAGAAGGAUGAGAAAGAUGCACUGGAGGAGGAAGAAGAGGAAGACAGUAUGAAGAAGAUGGAGAAGCAGGUGGAUACCAUCGAGAAAGAGUUGUGCAAUAUGAACUGCAAGAUGGCAGGCUUGCUUGGAGGUGCCGCAGGCGCCGCUGCAGGCAACGUGGUGGCCAAGCAAGUGAACAAGCAAGAAGCCGAGGGCGGCGGUCUCCUCGGAGGAGGAGGGGGAGGUGGCUUCAAGCUUCAGAUGCUAGACGAGUGGAACGCUCCACAGUUCUUCGUUUUGACGAAGCAGAUCGACAACUUGCAGAGAGAUCUCCGGAGUUUGGAGCCUCUGAGCUGCGAGGCGCGCAAAGGCCGCGCAAAGUCAGCAAACAGAAACGAGAAGAUCGCACGCGAAAUUCGACUUCUUCUAAUGCCUCUCUGCUAUUUGGUGCUGGGCUUUCUGAGCUUGGUCGGCAGUUUGGGCGUUCGGCCAGUUCCCGAAGGCAUCAAUGUGGAGCUAGGUCCCAAGCUGGACCCUCACGAAGCCUACAGUACGCUGGCGCCUGGGUCCAAGCGAUGGGCCCGAACUCGUUCUACGACCCCGCAGCGGCCGGGUCUGGAGGGCUGGCGCCGCGCUGCAGCUCAAGCGGUCGAGGAUCGCGCUGGACGGCAGCGGAAGCAGGUGAACCUCUCCCUUGCUUCCUUGUCCACAGAGGCUGUGGACCGAAUGGCCAGUGAUGCUGACUCGGACAGAAGGCCUUCGCCUUCACCGCUGCCACGCUCGGAGACUUCGGAGUACGGGCUGCCGCAGCGUGAGCUUUCCGUCUACGAGCAGGCAUGCAUCUCCAGGAAGCUUCUGCCGAAGUUUGUCAGCCGCAUCCAGGAUGCCGUGUCGGGAGAUGUAUUCGACUUGCGUGGCGCGGGGCUUGGAGAUGAUCAGCUGCUGGCAGUGUUUGCGGACAGCAACCUAUGCCCCGCGACUCAAAUCCGGCGUUGGCGGCUGCACGAUGUCCGCAUGCGCGACAGGGGAGUCAAGCGACUCUCUGAGCUGUUGGACGAGGAGGUCGAAGCGAUCGACUUGGCAAACAAUGAGCUGGGACAUGUAGGCAUGGGUCACCUGGCUCGAGCCCUGUGCCACCGCUCCCUGGCGCAGCUGCGGCGUUUGGAUCUCUCGGCGAAUGCGCUGAGCGACGAGGCGGCCUGCCGCCUGGCACAAGGACUUCAGCAUUGCCCUCGACUUCUGCGACUGGAUUUACGAAAUAACGCGAUCCAGGAUGGACAUGCCCUGGGUGAACUCAUCGCCGGUCACGGCAAUAUGACAAGGCUCUCGUUGAGAAGGAACCGUCUCGCAGGUUUUGGCAUGGCAGCCCUUUUCAACGGGAUCUUGGAGAAUGCUCACCGAGGCGGGCAGCUGGCAGAUGUCGACGUCGCCUGGAACCCACUUGCUCAAGAUGGACCUCUUGCCGCGAAAGCCAUCGCCACUGUCUUUCGGGAGUCCGCGACUUUGUAUCAUUGCGAUCUCAGCUACUGCUGCCUGGACUCUGCCAGCUGCGCGCUCCUCGGAGAGGGGCUACGUGACAACCAUUCCCUGUAUGGCUUGCAUGUCGUUGGAAAUGCAGCAACCAUGGAUGCAGACGGAUUUCUGACACCACUACAGAAAGUGGGUCCUAUUCCUCCAGAUGCAGACAACAAACGAUCAGUGGUCUUUGGCAGUGUCCAGCCCGGGCCAGAGGCACUGCUGGGUGCUCAGGGGUUCGGUGCCGACGACCUCAACGGCCGCGACGUGCUCGAGAUGAAAUCUGCCUGCUGGGCCUGCGAGGGCUGGAUCAGGCAAGAGAUUGAGUGGCCCUACGAUCCUGGAGCUCCUCCCAAAGCGGUUUGGGCUUUCACGGGCUUGGACUCCUUUCGACGCGCCCUGCGGCUGAGACCGGAAGCAGGCCACAGGCCUUGCUUCAAGGCCGCGCGAAUGGUGCCUCCUGGACACAGGCUCCAAGUCAUCUUUCAGGUUGACUCCAAGAUCCAGCUUCUUCCCGGAGCUCGGGACAAGCUGGUGGUGCCUGCAGAGUUAACUCUUCGCAUCUGCCAGGAGUUGCCUGAGCUGGCACCAGAUCCCGAUCAGGUGAUUUGUUCAGAGAGCUCUCCACGCUCCGGUCGGCCAGUUUUCAUCGCCAGCAUGUCCGAAGCGAGUGUGGUCGAGAGGAGGAUGGCCCACGAUGAUGUGACAUCAACUUCUUCGUGCCGAGCAUGCCGAGGGGUGGUCACAGAUGGCCCAGCGGAUGGCGAUGCAGUGCUGCUCCCUCGCGUCACAGAAGCGGAGUUCAAAGCCAAGGCCAAGCGUUCGCCGCCGUUCUGGAGCACCUUCAAGAAGGAGUCUUUGUCUUUGCGCAGGGAAGCACUUCGCACCGACUGGCUUCGGUGCCGACUGGGACACGUUGUUCCAGAUUCUGAGAUUGAGGAUAUCAAGAAGGCUAUGGAACCUCACUAUGGUUGGCUGAUGUGCCUCUACCGCAGGGUCUCGUCCCUUGAUGCGUCUGGGGAGAUUGGUUUCGGCAUCAGCCAGCUACAGGCCGGUGAGCUGAUGUCCGGCUGUGGAAUCUGCGAUGGCACCACGACCAAGGUGGCGGACAUAGAUCGGUUCUUCAUUGCGGCCAAGGUCACACCCGCUGAGAUGAAGAAGACGAUGGCAAUUGUCAAUGACAAGACCCUCGUGCGCUACGAGUUUCUGGAGUUCCUUUUGCGUGUGGCUAACCAUCACUUUUUCAAGUCUGGAGCUGCGACUUCCAUGGCCGAGGCCAUUGCACUCUUGCUCCAGACAUUGGAAGCAGAGGGCAGGAAGAUGGAAAAGGAAGUGACCGACUUCCUGGAAGCGCUAUGGGUGGAGGCGGUGGAUGACCUGUACAAGAAGCACGUGGACAUGCUGGGCGCCGUGUACAAGCGGUUCUACGGAUCAAAGACGCCCCCGGGCAAGCCGAAGUUCAUGGCACUCGGAGAGUUCCAGUCUCUGAUGGAGGUGGCCGACGUGCAUGCCACAGGCUUUCAAGCGAGACAGUCAGCGCUGGCUUUUCGGAUGGGCAUGAUGUCGCAGCCUGACGAGACUGGCUCCUCUCGAUUUCAAGAGAUGUCGUUCCUGGAGUUUCAGAUGGCACUUGGUGCAGUUGCGUUCCUUAUGGCUGAAGGCAAGGCAGCUCAGACGCUGUCGAACCUCAAACGUCUUUUUGGAUUGUUGUCGGCCGUCUUCAAGGGCAAGGACAAAGCAAAGAGGUGA